UUGUUAUCUGCAGGAGGCUUUUCCACUGUGUUUUUGGUGCGCACUCAUGGGGGGAUGCGUUGUGCUCUGAAGAGAAUGUAUGUCAACAAUGUGCCUGACCUUAAUGUUUGCAAGAGAGAAAUAACUAUUAUGAAAGAACUAUCAGGACAUAAAAAUAUCGUUGGAUAUAUAGACUGUGCCAUUAAUUCUACCAAUGAUAAUGUCUGGGAGAUCCUUAUCCUAAUGGAAUAUUGUAGAGCUGGACAAGUUGUAAAUCAAAUGAAUCAGAGGCUACAGUCUGGGUUUACGGAGGCCGAGGUUUUGAGGAUAUUCUGUGACACAUGUGAAGCUGUUGCAAGACUUCAUCAGUGCAAAACUCCAAUUGUGCAUCGAGAUCUAAAGGUUGAAAACAUUCUGCUAAAUGACAGCGGGAAUUAUGUGCUAUGUGACUUUGGUAGUGCAACAAACAGAUUUCUCAACCCUCAAAAGUGAUGGAGUAAACAUAGUAGAAGAGGAAAUUAAAAAAUAUACCACUCUCUCAUACAGAGCUCCUGAAAUGAUCAACCUUUAUGGGGGAAAGAAGAUUACCACAAAGGCAGAUAUCUGGGCUCUCGGCUGUUUAUUAUACAAACUAUGUUUUUUCACACUUCCAUUUGGAGAAAGCCAGGUUGCCAUCUGUGAUGGAAGCUUCACCAUCCCUGACAACUCUCGAUGUAAUCACAGAUUGCAUUGUUUAAUUAGGUAUAUGUUGGAACCUGAUCAGGAACGAAGACCUGACAUCUACCAAGUGUCAUACCUUGCCUUUAUUCUGGCCAAGAGAGACUGUCCAGUACCUAAUGUAUAUAAUUCUACAAUUCCCCAAUCUUUACCUGAGCCAAUGACAGCGAGUGAGGCAGCUUCUAAAAAGAGUCAAAUUAAAACCAGAAUAACUGACUCACUGGGGCCUACAGAGACAUCCAUUGCUCCAAGACAGAGACCAAAGGCAUUUGCUGGCACAGCUGCAACAAAGGUGCUACAUUUCCAAAGUUCUGCAACCCCAGUCAAGAUGGCAAUGCAGAGUCCUCCAAAUCAAACCUCCAAUGCAUCCACAGACACAACAGCAAGAUUUGGUCAUGUACCUGAAACAGUUAUGGCUCAGGAUGGUAACCAGCAGCCCCCACAGCAGCAGCACAGGGUUUUACAGCAAUUGCAGCAAGGUGACUGGAGACUACAACAGUUUCACCAGUUACAGCAACAGCAGCUCAUCCAGGAAGCCUACAUGAAGCAGUAUCAACAAGCAUUUCAGCACCAAAUUCUUCAGCAACAAUAUUUAAUGCAGUCCCUAUACCAGCAACAACACCUUCCUCCUCAAUAUGCAGCCAUGGUUCACCACUACCAACAGGCCCAGUUACUGCAACAGCAGCAACUUCAACAGCAACAACAGGUUUUAGUACAGCAGCAGCCUCACCUUCCUCGGUAUCUGACAUCUCCUCAGGAGUUCACACCAGCCUUAGUUUCCACAUCCCAACCUGAACAUGUGGGAAUUGUGAGAAGUAACACCUGCAUGUCUUUGGGUGUCCCAGACAAGGAGCCUGUAUCCAGUUUACCAAAACAGAAUACCAACAAUCCUCCUGAUAUGUCUGGCUGGAAUCCUUUUGGGGAUGACAACUUCUCCAAAUUAACAGAGGAAGAGCUGCUGGACAGGGAGUUUGACCUGCUAAGAUCAAAUAAAAUCAAGGAGGGCAGAGAAUCCACCACUGCCAUCCCUGUCUUGCAAAACAAACAUUCUGAGGAUGCAUUUGGUUCUGUUCCGUUUAUUUCUGCUUCAGAUUCCUAUGGGAAAAUAUCUGAAAAAGUAGCUGAUAGUGUUGCUGAAGUCCCAAACAAAGAUAUAAAACAGAAUGACUCUUUAAAAGAGCAGAAGCAGUGUCAGAAAGCAGAAGAGUCUGCCUCUGAAAAGACUGUGAAAGAAAGAGCAGACUCUGAGAGUGAUUUUGAAUCAGAUCCCCCUUCCCCCAAAAGCAGUGAAGAAGAGGAUCAGGAAGAUGAAGUGUUACAAGCAGAUCAAGGAGUCUUUCAUGAAGACAAUGACACCGAACCAGAAAAUACUGGGCAGAGACCUUUGUUAAUGGAUUCUGAUGAAGAGGAGGAAGAAGAAAAAAAGCACAGUUCAGACUCAGACUAUGAACGCACUAAAGCAAAGACCUCUAGUCUGAAUGCUAACAGUAGCAGGCAGACAAAAGCUACAGAAAGUCAUCACAGGGAAAAUACCACUCAGACACUUAACAAAAACAAUGUGAGAAACCUAGAUAAACAACAACUAGAUGCUUUUGGGGCUGUGCCAUUUUUCUGCAUUAACACUAAAAAUAAAGAAUCCGAUGAGCAACGCCUCAAGAAUCCUCCCACUACAUUAAGGAACAAAAAAGAACUAGAUGACUUUGAUGUGUUCUCACAAGCACCAUUUAGUAGGAAACAUGAUCAGCAGGAUGGUCAGGUCACUUCUCCUGUUUCUUCUGGUAAUGUGGACAUGUUUGGGUGCUCACCCUUCCAGCCUGUUCCUACACAAGAAACAAUGUCAUCUAAUGAGCAGGACCUUUUUGGGCUGGUGCCUUUUGAUGAAAUAGCUGAAAGUCAGACACUACACAAAGUUAAGCAGCAACGCAACAUGCAAAAGAUAUCCUCUCGCCAGAGACGUAUGAAACAAGAGCCAGCAAACAACAAUGGCAAACGUCAUCAUGGCACUCCUUCAAGCACAAAGAAAACCAUCAAGCCCAGUUACCGCACUCCAGAAAAAGUCCGUCGGCACAAAAAAGGAGGGAGACGGGACUCCCAAAGCAGCAAUGAGUUUCUCACAAUAUCAGACUCAAAGGAAAAUAUUAGCAUUUCCCUUACAGAUGUGAAGGAUCGUAACAACAUCUUGCAAACAGAUGAAACCAUGGUGGACCCUUUUGGUGCCAAACCCUUUCAUCCACAAGAUUUGAAACAACCACAGCAUCAUGGACUUCCAGAUUUCCGUGGAGACCAUCACUCAGCAGCAGCUGGCAGACCAAGACAGAGCUCACUACAUGGAGCAUAUCUUAGUAGUGAUAAUGUCAAAAUGGAUGACUUUGGUGCAGUGCCUUUCACAGAAUUAGUGUUACAAAGUGUAACACACCAACAAAGCCAGCAAACCCAGGCACAGCCAUUAGAUUUAGACCCAUUUGGUGCAGCUCCUUUUCCUUCAAAACAAUAG
Staurois parvus is the source of this 3190-nucleotide messenger RNA. NCBI's taxonomy places the organism in Eukaryota, Metazoa, Chordata, Amphibia, Anura, Ranidae. The record is from the annotation of a GenBank genome assembly.